This is a messenger RNA of Eimeria tenella, 3840 nucleotides long. RefSeq lists its product as uncharacterized. NCBI's taxonomy places the organism in Eukaryota, Apicomplexa, Conoidasida, Eucoccidiorida, Eimeriidae. The coding region runs from base 1 to 3840 and encodes 1279 amino acids. The record is from RefSeq and is a predicted model, not a curated record. The transcript has 12 exons.
AUGGAGGCGUGGGGAGCUGACUGCGGGGCUGGAGCCUCUGUGUCUCUCCAAAACGUGGCAGAGGCCUUCCAGGCGUACCUGAGCAUGAGCCUAAAUGAACGCCAGCUACUAGGGUGUAUGUACGCAUCAGCCCCAGGUCGCCGCCACUUCCUCCGACAAGUAGCUGCUGCAAAAUCCAGACAGCUAUGUGCCAAGUCUGUCGCCUCGCAGCUCAGUUCUUUUACCGCAAUAUUACACAAGACGCUGGGGUACACAGAGGAGAAGAGCCCCCUUGGGCCCCAGAACAGCUGCCCGCAGGACGGCACUCAGCCUCGGAGGACCCAUGAGGAAGUGGCUCAUGCGUGGGUCUGCGCUGUAGAGUUCUGGCUGCAGCACGUGCAGCAGCUGCUUGCUUUUGACGCAGCAGCAGCAGCACUAAAUGCAGCAGAUGAAGGCCCCCCAGACAUUACAGUUGUGUGUAGGGAGAUGGAACAGCUUUCCAGCCCGCUCGCUGCUGUGGCAGCAGACUCAAAGCUGCCGCUGCAUACGAGGAAGGCUUCCGGCGAGGUGCUCUUGCUGAUGGCGGUCAUGGCACUCAGUGUCUCCCAUGGGAUGUUUCCAGGGGACACGCUAGAGCCCACGAAGGCGCAAAAUCAAGACAAUUCAACUAAGAGAAGGCAGAUACUGCGGCGAGUCCUGCGGAAGGCUCUUCAGGGCAUCUUGAACGCUCCAGGAGACGGCACUGAUGGGGCCUCAACUGUCAUGAGGGAGGAGGCUGUUGCUGCCGCGCAUGCGGUGCUGCACUGGCGUGGGGUUUCUCGGGGUUCCCUAAGGGCAUCUGUGGGUCCUCUUGCAUCGUCUCUGCUGGAAGUGGCUCAAAAGGGGGCCCUUAUGAAAUCCGACGUCACCGCUGCUAUGGGUCGUUCACUGUUGUGUCGUCUCACCUGGCUGUGGCGUCCCUCUUCAAGACGCGCAGCUCAGGGGGAUCCCGUGCAGCAAAAGCGGGAGCAGCAAACCCCAUUCGGUGUUCCAUGUCUGUUCUCAGAGGCCCUCAACAGUGCGCAACAAAGUGUCGUUGGCCUCUUGGGUGCCCACAACUCAGGUGACCACCGUGAGGAGGCCUCCAGAGGUCCUGAACGCUUCCUCCUACUCAGAUCUCUUCAGAUCAUCCGAGACUUGUUACUGUAUGGUGCUGGCCAAACCUUCCCAUCACAGGGUGCGGUCUCCGCCGCCUUGCUUCAAGUUGAAGAAGAAGGAGGUCGAUUUUUUAUCGUUAACGUUCAUAGUUUGGGGGCAACGCUUCUUGCUGCCACGGCUAGGUGCUGCGAGGCAUUUGUGUCUGGAGUCACUGCGGCAGCCGCAGCUGUGGGGGACUUUUCAGCACCGCAGGAGCAGGAGCAAGAGCAGCAGCAGGACUCUGCAUUGCCCCCGACGCCGAAGGAGCAACCGCAGCACGAGCCGCUUCUCCUUCGAAGAGGCGGUAAGGGUAGCCAUAAAAAGUGGAGGAAGCAGCUGCAGCAAAUGGAGCAGUACCAGCAACAACGCCAGCAGCAACAGAAUGACCGGAACUCUCAGUCGGCUUCAGUACUGCAAAGCAGCAGCAGCGCAGAGAGGGAAGGUGCCCGUGGGUCCACUAGCAGUGAUAGCGGUGGCAACAGCAAGAAGGGUGUCCCGAGUGGCACCAGCAGAAAGCCAGAGAAGCGCGGGAAAUGUAGUAGCAAGGCAGAAGCAGCAGCAGCAACAGCAAGCAUUGUGUUAAACCAGCUCGAUGACCUACCUGAGACGGAGCUCUUUGCUACGAACGCCGCAACCCUACAGGCAGCGCUGAACGCGGCAGGAGCCCUCGUGGAAGUGGCAGGCCCCGGGGGUGUUCUGCCGUGUCUGUCGGUUUUCACUGGAUUGUUGCAGACUGUCCUCAACCUGCCGUCUCCCCUUCAUCACAGCAUCUUCGCUGCUCGCUUUGGCUCCUGCCUUCUCUCCUUCAUUCGCUGUCUCCUGCGGGGGACCCCUGCUGCAUCACCUGCAGUUUAUCGUCUCUGCUCCCUCCACGCAGUGGCAGUUUGUCGGAACCUGCUAUCAGACACACACUGGAGGCAUGGAUGUCACGUGGCUAGGCAGCUAGCCAUUGCGGAGGACGGGGAGCCUCUUGCCUUCAUGCAUGAGAAGGGUCUUAUGACCAAACCAUACAGAAACAAACAGGCAAAUGGCAAGAGCUGUAGUGGGAGCCUUGGUUCUACGACGGCCGAAGAAGUCCUUUGGGGUCUACACGCUACGGGAAGCGAGGGGCUUUUGCUGCUAGCACAUGCAUGGCGGAGUACCUGCGGGCUUAUUGAAGAGUUGCUUUAUGCAGGGAGCCUCUCUGUCUUGGGGCUGUCCACGGUGCAGCUUGAGGCCUUUGCGGAUGCUCUUGUCUUAGGAGUCCUCACGACUGCGGAGGCCUCUCCUGUGGACCUGGGAAAGGAGAACCACAUCACUUUGCACGUUUCGUUGUCUCGGACCCGUGUUCACUUAUUUCGGCUCUCCGUCUGCUUACUGCCUCCAUCAGAGAUGGUCGUGCGGUGUUUCUUCGUUGCUGCAGACGUAUGUUUCCCUCCCCCCUCCACUCUGCGGGCCGUGAGCUCUCUGCUUCAGAGGUUGCAGGCGAUUUGCUGCAGCGGACCCUUGGGCGCAGCACAGCCACUGGGAUUUAUGCAGUUGCAGGAUAACGAUGGUACCAGCCGAAGUAUGGAUGCGCUUCAACAGCAAUCAACACCUGCUUUGGGGACAGUCUCCCCAGGGGCUGUCGAGACGGCCCUGACGAAUCUUGACUUUGCCAUACGAAAUGCAGCAUGCGGAUGUGGUGCAGAAGGCGCGGAAGCACUGGGACAAGCUUCUGUGGAGGGCGGGGAAGGAGUGGCUUCGCGGUUUCUGCUUCGACCAGAACAGCUGCGUACACACCAUAAUACCGUUACGGGGUCUAGCAGAGCGAAAGCAGCCGUGUAUGCUGCGUGCGAGUUGAAUUUUUUGAGCUUAGCGUCACAAACGAGCUACCAGGACGGCGCGUGCCCCCGCCACAAACCAAAACCCAGUUGCAAUUCCCAGCCCCAAGAGGGCAGCUGCAGCUCCAAACCCGCGAGGAUACAGACUGUGAAGGCUCCAGCGUCGUCUCCCCUCCUUGAGGGGGGCAGCAGAGGAACUGACAGUGAAAACCGCCAAUCGUUGGAGGCUCGGUGUGCCACUCCCAGCAAAGCCGAAGCGCAUGCAUUCCUGUCCGCCACUGGAGCAGAACCGAGACCUCAUGCGGGGCAGACAACAAAUUCGACCAGAAAUGUACGCCCCCCCGCUCAAACGCAACUGUUUACCGCCUCUGGAUCGAAGGUACGUGAUGGUACAGAUCCAGGCACAGUAGCGUCAACUGCGGCUGCUGCUACUGCAGCAGCUGCUGCAGAGGGAGCACUAGAAAAAAUCAGGCAACAUGCGAAAAGGCAGAGAUGCGAAGUCGCAUCAGCUUCUAGCCAAAGUGGGACCCCUUCCUCAGGAUGGGAGAAUGCAGAGGAAGGUCACAAGUCUGACGACGAGGUGGUGAUACUUGAAGGCGCUGCCGCUCCCUCUGUCUCUCGGCGUUCCAAGAAAGCAGUGCCAAGUGCUGGAUCUGUACUGGCGGAAGGUGGAGCCGUGAGUGCCAGUGGGCAUCUUCUUUUCUCUCCGCAGCAGUGCCCUCCCCCGCCACGCCAGCAACAGCAGUCGCGAGCACAGCAGCAGCAGCUGCAUCAAACGAAGGAGGUGGCAGUUGAAGACAGAUCCUUAGAACUUGCUGCCGAAGCACAGGCGAGAGGGCGCAUACGCCAGUUGUUGCAUUCGGACUUCGAGCUCUCGGACUGA